Hemiscyllium ocellatum (epaulette shark) is the source of this 1157-nucleotide messenger RNA. RefSeq names its product leucine-rich repeat and transmembrane domain-containing protein 2-like. NCBI's taxonomy places the organism in Eukaryota, Metazoa, Chordata, Chondrichthyes, Orectolobiformes, Hemiscylliidae. The transcript is spliced from 3 exons. Gene Ontology annotation, cellular component: plasma membrane. The coding region runs from base 1 to 1095 and encodes 364 amino acids. The record is from RefSeq and is a predicted model, not a curated record. Gene Ontology annotation, molecular function: protein binding.
AUGUUAAAUAUGGAGCCUGUGACAAGUGAAGUAAUGAAGCUGGGGAUGAAGACCUGUUACACGUGUCAUUACUGCUUAUUUUUUGUGUUGCUAACUAUUGUUGAAGCCUUGUUAGCAUGUCCUACACACUGUUCUUGUAAAAAGUACGAAGUUGAUUGCAGCAAUCUAGGCCUCGUGACCAUUCCAACAGACAUUCCAUCAAACAUUAAAUUUCUCUCACUCAGCAACAAUAAGCUCAGCAGCCUACAAGCUCUCACAUUCAGUAAUUUUACCACAUUGGAGAAACUGGAUCUGUCUAACAAUUACCUGGACCAAUUACCAGCAAAUGUAUUUGAUUACAUCAGGAACCUGACUGAUCUCAACUUAAGAAAUAACAGCAUUCGAAGUCUGGAUAAAAGCAUCUUCUACAAGACCACUAACUUGCAAAGAUUGGACCUUUCUGUUAAUGGCCUCUCUCAGAUUCCACUGCUCUUAUUUGAUGAAAUGCAGAACUUGACUUGGUUGAAUCUGGAAGAAAACAGGAUGCCAAAUCUCGAAAGGGAGGCCUUUGAGCCACUUGAAUUUCUUCGGCAGUUGCAGCUUGGUGGGAAUCCUUGGGAAUGUGACUGCAGCCUGAGGGACUUCAAACACUGGAUGGAAUGGUUCCUCUACAAAGGUGGAAAACUUGAUGGAAUUGAAUGUUCUCUGCCGAAAGACCUCCGUGGGAAAGAUCUCAGAGCUGUUCCCAUAGAGAUGUUCAACUACUGCAUCCAACUGGAGGAUGAAAAUAAAUCCUCAGGAAAUGGAAAAGUAGUCACAGGCCCUCCCUGUGUGAAACAGGAGGUCAGCACCCCAAGGCCACAUUACUUUCAUACUUCAGAUUGCAUGAGACAACGCUACCGCCCAGUCAGUGUCAGGCGAGCCAUUGGAACAGUCGUUGUUGCUGGGGUCUUAUGUGGCAUUGUUUGCAUCAUGAUGGUGGUGGCUGGGGCAUAUGGUUGCAUCUACGCCUCCUUGAUGGCAAAAUAUCAUCGAGAGCUUAAAAAACGACAGCCGCUGAUGGGAGAGGGUGAGCAAGAGCAGGAGGAUCAAAAGCAGGCUUCUUCCAUGGCAUGAGGAUUAGGUACAAGAUAGCAUUCAAUGGAAGAAGAGCUUUCUUCAUCAGUUUUCUCCAGCUC